AUGGCCAACUUAGCUAUUGGGUUUGGACCAUUUCUGCAAGAGAUUUUUUGUAAAGCAACAUGUCAGGCACCAGGCUCUGGCUUAUUUCUGUCUGUCCUUCUUUACUUUUUCAGGAAAGAGGCUUCAGUGGAUAAAGAGAAAAAUGGCCAUCUGAAUCCUGCCUUUCACCUGAAGGUGGUCGGCCCAAUCAACAAAGCUAGUGGCCACAAGGGGCUUUUACACACCAGCAAAGAGGUCCUGCCACUCAGACCAGGACUAGUGGCAAAUGGCACCCAGCCAGUCAACAUUGUGCGACCUCUUAGACCUACCCAGUCCCCCCAUGGGGCUCCUCGGGACCUCAAGGUGGUAAGACCACCCUUCCCAGCUGGCAAGCCCCCAACAGCCCCACCCAAGUCACCUCCCACCCCACAAAGACUCAGCCCUCCUAAGAAACCACUGCCCCUUAACCCAACACGUUCCCCACUGCGAGUCUCUGAGCAGCUGUCCAGACCGGCCCCUUGUCCCCCUCAGAGACCUCUGCCCCUCAGUCCAGCCAGAGUAGCCUCCACCAGGGUGAGUCCCAGUCGCUCUUCUGGCUGCAGAGCCACAGGCCUGCUGGUCAUGAUGCCUCCAGCUCCUGGGCCACAACCUGUGGGGAAAGUGUCAGCCAUUCCCCCUCUCAGAGUUCUCAGACCGAUCCCAGGUGCCAGACCGAACACAGCCUCGCAUCCACAAAAAUGACCUUCUCCUUGCCCCGCCCUGUCCUCCCCGCCCCCAACCCCCCUCCCACCCCCUUGGUGAGGAGGCAGCAGCUGACAGCCUAUUUGCACUAAGGAAACUUUAGCUGGUGAACACAGAGCUUUCACAUGCAGCAGAGGACAAACAGAGCUGGUACCAGAGACAUGGAGGAACAAACAGGACUCCAACACUUCAGAUUUCUAAUGAACCCCCCCAACCUCCUCCAUCCUGCCCCGUCUCAGUCCUCUCACCUUAUCUUCACCCCGUCUUCCCCCAUUCCUGGUGUGUUAACAUUACCAUGACGACGCUGCGUUGUGUGGAGGCCUUGCAGACUGAAACAUGUUGAUGGUUAUUUACCAAAUCAGUUUUUAGUAUUACUGUUUUUUUAUCUAUUAAUGCUGUCCAUUUCUAAAACUCCAUUUUGUAAUGUGUUGCUUUGUUUACAGUUUGCUUCAUGUUGUGUUAAAUGAUUUGUGUUUUGUGCCAAAGAACUUUUUAUGUACCUGCGGUGUGUCUGAAUUGCUGUAGAAUCUUGUUUUGUUAACAAGUCAGCCCCCCUGCCCCCCUUCCUUCUACUUUUAGUUUUUUUAUCAUUGUUUGUAUUUUACCUUAUGAAGAAUGUUUCAAGUUAAAUGUGUCGGUACAGAUGUCUAUCAGGGGAAUGAUAGCCAUUCACUCAGCAGCUUCUUAUCCACACUGUUUACAAGGUGGAGGGCUUGAUGGAGAGCUGACAGGACACAUCCAGGUCUUUAUGGAGUUUUUAUCUUGUUUGCUCUGUUUUUCAUUUCAGCUGGUGAAUAUAAAUAUUUUUACAAAAACAUCAA
Messenger RNA from Poecilia latipinna (sailfin molly), 1541 nucleotides. Its product is annotated as WAS/WASL-interacting protein family member 3-like. The transcript is spliced from 5 exons. Bases 1 to 720 code for a protein of 239 amino acids. The record is from RefSeq and is a predicted model, not a curated record. NCBI's taxonomy places the organism in Eukaryota, Metazoa, Chordata, Actinopteri, Cyprinodontiformes, Poeciliidae.